AAAGCAGUGAGGUUGAUCACGUGAACUUGAKCACCGCAGCUUCCUUUGAUUCUUCGUCCAAAACCAGAAGUUUUGCAGAAAAGAAGAAGGCUCUGAAGUUUGAUAAGAAAUGGAUGGGCCACCAUUGUUCAGUGAUCAAAACCGUAAAAUCCUGGAGGAUUGUUACAAUGGCAUAGUCCAGCCAGGUGCUGCGCCUCCAUCAGUAGCCACACUGAGACUGCACAUUAAUGGUGUACAAUUUGAUGUGAAUAAUCCAGACCCUCACACUAGCCUCAAUGAAUUCAUACGUAAUCAGCAAGGCUUUAAGGGCACUAAGGUGAUGUGCAAUGAAGGUGGRUGUGGCUGCUGUGUUGUUGCRYUGACAAGAAUUGAUCCAUUAACAGGAAGAGAAAUCACUCUAUCAGUCAACUCUUGCCUUUUUCCUCUGUAUGCUGCCAAUGGAUGUGAAGUUACAACUGCUGAAGGCAUUGGAAACCGUAAGAAUGGUUUUCAUACAAUCCAGAAAAGAGUUGCAGAGCACAAUGGCAGCCAGUGUGGUUUUUGUACUCCAGGCAUGGUGAUGACUAUGUACAGUCUCCUCAAAGAAAACCCCAAACCUACCAAACAGCAGAUUGAAGACAGUUUUGAUGGCAACAUUUGUCGCUGUACAGGUUAUCGUCCUAUUCUUGACGCUAUGAAAACUUUUGCUGCUGAUGCUCAACCAAUAGACAUUGAGGAGUUGAGCAAAUGUGUCGGCAAGUGUGAGGACUGCAAGUGCAAACGACAAAGAACGGUACCAGAAAACACAUCWGGUGUUGAAUGGUACGCACCAACAUCGCUUGCCCAACUGUAUGCCAUCCUGGAAAAACACAGGGAGAACAACGUUAAACUCAUUGCUGGAAACACUGGGAAAGGUGUUUACAAGGAWGAAGGUCCAUUCCAAGCSAUGGUUGACAUCAAUGCUGUACAGGAAUURCAUUGCUCAACGGAAGUCAGCAGUCAUCUUCUUGUGGGUAGUAGUGUAUCCCUAAACUCAUUCAUCAAUCUUUGUGAGUCAAAAUCCAGUAAAUCYUCAUCGUUUGGUGCCUUUGCAAGACAUCUCAGAGUGGUUGCCAACACUCAUGUGAGGAAUGUCGGUUCUCUUGGUGGCAAUCUCAUGCUUGCACAUGCGCACAAGGACUUCCCAUCAGACUUAAUGACAAUCUUUGAAGCUACUGGGGCAUCGUUGUUAAUUGGUGGACCAUUGUURACUCAGGUUUCAUUGAAAGAAUUCAAGAAUACUGACAUGAAAGGAAAGGUGAUAGUGGCCAUUGCAUUGCCAUUCCUCCCAGAGAACGUCUUUGUCAAUUCGUUCAAAAUCACGCCAAGAUCUCAGAAUGCCCAUGCAUACGUUAACGCAGGAUUUGCCAUUCCAGUCGAUAGGGAGACCAUGACUGUCUCUUCACAACCGCGGAUGGUUUAUGGCGGCAUUACUUACAACUUUUUCCAUGCUGAAAACACGGAAAAAUUUCUGGUUGGAAAAAAACUGACAGAUCCAAACACACUCAMAGAGGCUCUUGAGAUUCUUGAUAAGGAGGUCGUUCCUGAACCUAAGUUCAUUGCACAUAAUGGAAGCACUGUGGCAUACCACAAGGAUCUAGCCUUGACCCUCUUUUAUAAGGCCUAYAUCGGAGCACUUGGUGAUCAUGCACCUGAUAGGCUGAAGUCUGCAGCAAGGUCGAUUCUCCAAGAAAGAGCUGUUUCAAGCGGUAUUCAGAACUAUGAGUCCAAGCCCGAUAGGUACCCAAUCAGCAAUCCAAUGACAAAGAUUGCUGCUAAACUCCAGGCCGCUGGAGAAGCUCAGUAUGUCAAUGACAUCCCGUCCAGUGAGGGGGAGGUGUAUGGAGCUUUUGUUAUCAGCACUAAGGGUAAUUGUAAGCUUGAUAAGGUGGAUCCAUCAGAGGCACUGGCAAUCCCUGGCGUGAUAAGUUACUUUGAUGCCAAUGACAUCCCAAAGGAUGGAGUCAAUGAAAUCAAAUUUUUCAAUUUGCCUGGACCCUCAGAGGGAGUGUUCUGUAAAGGCGAAGUCUUGUAUGUCGGCCAUGUAAUUGGUAUGGUAGUUGCUGACACUCAAAAACUUGCUGACCACGCUGCUAAGGUGGUAAAAGUAACAUACAAAGACUGCAAGCCUCUUAUUUUGACAUUUGAGCAGGCAAUCGAAGCCAAGUCAUAUUCUCCUCCAUUGACCCCUCCAUGGUCGUUCUUAAUGUCUGACAUCAAUGUUGGUGAUGCAGAAGAGUCGAUGAAGUCAGCAAAGCACGUGAUCACUGGAAAGGUUGAGUGUGGUGCUCAGCAUCAUUUCCAUAUGGAAACACAGGUUUGUCUCAGUGAACCAAAGGAAGACGGAAUCACUGUCUACAGCGCUACUCAAGGAAUAUCCUUUGUCCAGAAAGGCAUUAGUGAAUUUUUAGCCGUAAAAGCGACCAGUGUGGAUGUGAUUGUCCAGAGAUUAGGUGGUGCUUUUGGCGGGAAGGGAUUACGAUCGCUUCAAGUAGCUUGUGCAUGUGCAUUGGCCGCUAAGAUACUAGACCGACCUGUGAAGAUGAAAGUGAACUUUAAUACCAUGAUGGCUAACCAAGGUGGAAGGUCACCACACAUGGCGAAAUACAAGGUUGCCGUGAACGACAAAGGAAUCUUACAGGGUGUGGAGAUGGAYUACUACGUUGACACUGGGUGUACAGGCGAAGAUAACGAUCUCUUGGCCACCACAGGACAUAUUGAUAAUUUGUACUACUGUCCAAACUGGAAAGUUAACUUUCACACCUUGCUGACCAGCAAAGCCAGUACAACAUUCUGCAGGGCACCAGGAUGUGUGCAAGGUGUUUUUAUAAUGGAAUCUAUUAUGGAGCACGUUGCUAAGGCACUCAACAAAACACCAGAAGAGAUUAGAGAAAAGAACUUGUACGAGGAAGGUCAGAAAACCCCAAGUGGUCACCCGAUUCCMUACUGCAGCAUCCGAAAACUGUGGAAAGACAUCACCAAGACAUCAGAAGUGAAAAAGAGGCAGAAGGAAAUUACAGAGUUUAACAAGGCAAAUCGUUGGAGGAAACGUGGAUUGGUUCUUGUUCCUGGUAAAUUCAACAUCGAGGCAUCUUUCACCCAAUACACCGURUUCGUGUCGAUCUUCAGUGCCGAUGGAACUGUUGCCAUCCAACAUGGYGGCGUAGAGAUGGGACAAGGAAUCAAUGUCAAGGUGGCUCAAGCUGCUGCCUAUGUACUAGGCGUUCCCAUGGAGAUGAUAAUCGUUAAACCAAAUCAUACCGUGUUCUCUCCUAACUCUUCGCCCACUGGAGGUAGUGUUGGAAGCGAAACCUGUGUCAAAGGUGUUAUGGAGUGCUGCAAGAUGCUGAACGAGCGUAUCAAACCAGUSCGUGAAGCUAAUCCAGGCGUUCCCUGGAAACAGCUGAUAAUGAUGUGUGGUUUCCAGAAAGUCGAUCUGUCAGCCAAAUACCAUGCUCGUGGUGCGCCUAAGGAGGAAGACUAUGUGGCCUAUGGAGUGACGUGCACCGAGGCUGAAGUAGACAUCUUGACCGGCGAGCGUCUCAUCUUGAGGUCUGACAUAUUGUUUGACUGCGGAGAAAGUUUGAAUCCUGAGGUMGACGUUGGRCAAGUUGAAGGAGCCUUUAUAUUUGGCAUGGGUUAUUGGAUGUCCGAGAAAGUCUACUACGAUGAAGAGACUGGUGAAGAGCUGUCUACCGGGACCUGGACCUACAAACCCCCAACAACCAAAGACAUUCCUGUAGAUCUGAGGGUUACAUUUCUCAAAGAUGCACCAAACCCUCUUGGUGUCUUAGGAUCCAAAGCUUCUGGAGAACCACCAUCUACCAUGUCAUGCGCAUGUCUGUUUGCUAUCAAACGUGCAGUGGAAGAGGCCAGGAAGGAAUCUGGAAAUGAUGUCUACUUCACUCUAAACGGUCCAGCAACAGUUGAGAUGACMCAGCAGAGUGCUUUGAUACAACGUGAACAGUUGUCUCUUGAUCCARGUGUCAAAAAAGGCCAAUGUUUCCUGAGUAAAAAAUAAACAAACUAUUCACAGGCUAAACACGUAAUUAAAUUACGUKCACUGUGUACUCCUAUGAGUGUAAUCAUCAUCUCUUGAUUAUUGUAGAGUAUUUCAUAGCUAACCUAAGACAAAACGAACAGUACAGUUUUAUCAACGACGAAAACAUAAAAUGUCUGAUAAAAUAUUGGUUGAAAAUAUUGUAGUAUAGUUGCAAGUAUAGAUAAGAACAACAAAGUUCUUUGCAUUUAAUUGAAGUUAGUAUUGUAUGACAUAUACAAAAAUAAAGUUUUUUUAAAACACUUAA
This is a messenger RNA of Exaiptasia diaphana, 4325 nucleotides long. Its product is annotated as indole-3-acetaldehyde oxidase. Gene Ontology annotation, molecular function: iron-sulfur cluster binding; iron ion binding; FAD binding. The coding region runs from base 110 to 4039 and encodes 1309 amino acids. NCBI's taxonomy places the organism in Eukaryota, Metazoa, Cnidaria, Anthozoa, Actiniaria, Aiptasiidae. The record is from RefSeq and is a predicted model, not a curated record. The transcript is spliced from 40 exons.